Molecule: messenger RNA, 1881 nt
Organism: Prorocentrum cordatum
Lineage: Eukaryota; Dinophyceae; Prorocentrales; Prorocentraceae
Source: the annotation of a GenBank genome assembly
GAUUCUCGAGCCUCCUCUCAGCGGCCGUACUGGAUCAGCCGGGCCGCGCUGAUCCCUCGGCCGCGGGGCCCAUCCGGCAGCCAUGGGCGCCUCGGCGGCCGCUGCCGGCGCUGUCGGCGCGGCGGCCGCGUGCAUCUGCGCCCGCUCGGCCAGGGGCAGUGGCCGCGGUGCAGCCCCCCUCGCCUCCUCCGGGCAGCCGGCGUCCUCUGCAGACGGCCGGGACGAAGACGACGAGGAGAGGCGGCGGAAGAGGAAGGAGCAGAAGCGGCAGGACAAGGAGCGCCAGCGUGAGCGCGACAAACAGACGCAGGCCGAGGCCGAGGAGGAGGCCGAGCGGCAGGCCAGGGCCAGGCUGGCGCAGGAGGCGGCCGCCCGCCUCGAGCAGGAGCGCAAGGCGGCCCAGGCGGCGGCCGCGGGGCAGGCGCCGCCUGCGGGCGGCAGCGCGCCCGCGGGCCACUUCCAGCUGCCGGCGUACCUCUCCAUGGUGAAGAAGCUGGGCUCUGGGGCCUACGGGGAGGUAGCCCUGUGCGACGACCUGCAAAAACAGCAGCAGGUGGCCGUCAAGGUCAUCCGGGAUUUCGCGAAAGACCCCGUGCGCGGCAAGCGGAUCCUCCGUGAAGUGCGUCUGCUUGCUUACCUGCAGCAUGACAAUUUGCUGAACCUCACCGACAUACUGGCGCCUCCGAGUCCCGAUUUCGACGACAUCUACAUAGUGAUGCCGUACUUGCAGGUGGACUUGCAUAGACUGAUCCACUCAAGGGUGCCGCUGGUGGAGGCGCAGUCCAAGGCUUUCGUCUGCCAGACGUUGCGGGGCUUGAAGUACAUGCAUUCGGCAGGCGUUAUGCACAGAGACCUGAAGCCAUCAAAUGUCCUUGUUAACAAGGACUGCUCGCUCAAGAUUGCAGACUUUGGUUUGGCCAGGAGUUCAGAGGAAGAGGAGUGCAAGAUGACCGAGUACGUAGUGACGCGAUGGUACCGCGCCCCCGAACUUUUGCUGCUGCCGUCUGGGUAUUCGGAAGCGGUGGACUUGUGGUCCAUGGGUUGCAUCCACGUGGAGUUGAUUGCGAGGGAACCUUUGUUCCCAGGGAAGGACCACUUCGAUCAGCUGAGGCACAUCGCGGAGACUCUCGGCUUCUCCGUGGAGAGGGACCUGGCGUGGGUGCCGCCGCAGAACCUGCGGGAGGUUAAGCGGAUGCUCGGAAGCCGCAGGUUGCCAGAGCGGCCAGAGAAGCCUCUUUCCCAGCGCAUCCAGGGCAUCGAGGACCGAGAUGCGUGCCUCGACCUGAUCGUCAAGAUGCUGGAUAAGGUGCCCCUCACGCGCAUAUCCGCGGCGGACGCCAUCGCGCACCCCUACCUGGCCAAGCUGCAGGAUCCACCCAAAGAGACCGUGGCGUUGGAGAGAUUCGACUGGGCCUUCGAUCAGUUCGAAGCAACCACGCGGUCGCUCAAGGACCGGGUCUACGCGGAGUGCGCCAGGUACCACCCCGAGAUCGUGGAUCGCGACGCGGAGUGGAUCAGAGAGCGGGGCUUCAAGGCGUGAUGGGGACGAUUGUAAGCGCGCCACACGGGUAGGUCCGUCGUGCCCUCCUGGAGCACGGAGGGGGUGAUUGCCCAAGCGUCGUGGUUCGUUGAUCCCGCGAUUCUCCGCGCUGCCUUGCUCAGGCUCUGGCUUCAGCGACGCUGGACCACCUUUGGCCGUGACCCCCGAGGAGGCCUCGUAGAGGACCCAGAUCUAUCGGGUCUAUGUUCCAAUCACAGUUAGAAAAGGCGUGAUGGUGGAGACCCCUCCCCAUCAGUUGGGAAGCUGGCAGUUGUCUUCAUCCGAGCUGAAGCGUGCUGCCUUUCCUCGCCAUGCGUCUCCUUUCAGAAAGAGUGUUAGAG